This is a messenger RNA of Acomys russatus (golden spiny mouse), 1685 nucleotides long. It is a transcript of the gene Pag1, whose product is annotated as phosphoprotein membrane anchor with glycosphingolipid microdomains 1. The transcript is spliced from 9 exons. The record is from RefSeq and is a predicted model, not a curated record. NCBI's taxonomy places the organism in Eukaryota, Metazoa, Chordata, Mammalia, Rodentia, Muridae. Gene Ontology annotation, biological process: negative regulation of T cell activation; intracellular signal transduction. Bases 380 to 1669 code for a protein of 429 amino acids. Gene Ontology annotation, cellular component: plasma membrane; membrane raft.
CCCGGGUACGGGAGAGCCGAGGCGACGAAGACUGGCGGCUCCUGCGCCGGCUGCCACCGGCCACCGCGGGCCAGCCGGGCUGCGUGUGGCGGAGUUGUAGAGCUUCUUAGUGUGCUGAAGCCCCAGAAGACCUCUGCCUUCUGCGAGCCAAACACACUGAACCUUCUCUGAUUUCAACAGUGGAACACAACUUCAGAGCUGGGAAGAGGCCAAGAAAGAAAAGAGAAUCUUAGCAUAACAACGCUCGAACGGAGCACAUUACAGAACUUAGAAAUACUUUUUUUGGACAACCUGUUCUCCAAGGAGGACGAAGCCCUCCAGACCCAUGUGAGCACCCGUGAAGACCUGACUCUGCCAGCUGGCCAUCCCAGCUCCUACCAUGGGCCCUGCAGGAAGCGCCCUGAGCACUGGCCACAUGGAGAUGCAGGUGGUCCUUUGGGGAAGUCUGGCUGCUGUGGCCAUGUUCUUCCUCAUCACCUUCCUCAUCUUCCUGUGCUCCAGCUGUGACAGAGAGAAGAAGCCAAGGCAGCACAGUGGGGACCAUGAAAACCUGAUGAACGUGCCUUCCGACAAGGAGAUGUUCAGCCACUCAGCAACUAGCCUGACAACUGAUGCACUGGCUAGCAGCGAGCGGAACGGGGCGCUCACCAAUGGCGACAUUCUUUCAGAAGAUAGCACCCUGACCUGCAUGCAGCAUUAUGAGGAAGUCCAGACCUCGGCUUCAGAUCUGCUGGACUCCCAGGACAGCACAGGAAAGCCCAAGUGUCAUCAGAGCCGCGAGCUGCCUAGCAUCCCACCUGAGAACGCUGUGGACGCCGUGCUCACAGCCAGAGCUGAGGAUGGGAGCUCAGGCCCGGGGGUGGAGGGGCCCUAUGAGGUGCUCAAGGAUAGCUCCUCCCAGGAGAACAUGGUGGAGGACUGCCUGUAUGAAACAGUGAAGGAAAUCAAGGAGGUGGCAGACAAAGGCCAGGGUGGCAAGUCCAAGUCCACUUCUGCCUUGAAGGAGCUUCAGGGGCCCCACACGGAGGGCAAGGCCGACUUUGCAGAAUAUGCCUCUGUGGACAGAAACAAAAAGUGCCGCCAGAGCAUGAACACCGAGAGCAUUCUGGGAACUUCCAGUGAUCUGGAAGAGGAAGCCCCGCCUCCUGUCCCCAUUAAACUUCUGGACGAGAAUGCAAACCUUCCAGAGAAGGGAGAGCGAGACACGGAAGAACAAGCCCCAGAGGGGACCAGCGAGCACAGCAAGAGAUUUAGUUCAUUGUCAUACAAGUCUCGGGAAGAAGAUCCAACUCUUACAGAAGAGGAGAUCUCAGCAAUGUACUCCUCAGUGAAUAAACCUGGACAGUCGGUGCACAAAGCCGGACCAUCCCUGAAAGGGCCAGAGUCUCCCUGCCACUCCAUGCAGGGAGCCCCUCAGAGGUCAUCAUCUUCCAAUAAUGACCUCUACGCCACUGUGAAAGACUUCGAGAAAACUCCCAACAGCAUCAGCAUACUCCCUCCAGCAAGGAGGCCCGGUGAGGACCCAGAGCCUGACUAUGAGGCAAUCCAGACUGUAAACAGAGAGGAUGAAAAGGUCCCUCUGGAGACCAACGGCCACCUUGUCCCCAAAGAGAAUGACUAUGAAAGCAUUGGCGACUUGCAGCAAUGCAGAGAUAUCACCAGGCUUUAAGCCACUCAGAAAGUAG